Cantharellus anzutake is the source of this 518-nucleotide messenger RNA. RefSeq lists its product as uncharacterized. The coding region runs from base 76 to 348 and encodes 90 amino acids. Lineage: Eukaryota; Fungi; Basidiomycota; Agaricomycetes; Cantharellales; Hydnaceae. The transcript has 3 exons. The record is from RefSeq and is a predicted model, not a curated record.
GUGCGUUGACCGUGACGCUUUUGGGGACUGACCAUAUGUAAUUAUCGAUAGAUCACCGACGUUUCCUAGGACGGAAUGGUACGAUUCCUCAAGCUAGGCGGUAUAUUACUCUUGGCCGAGAGCCCGCUUUGGUUGGCGGCACCGGGGGGUCUGGCAACUGAUGGCGGAAAUCUCGAAAGGCAGUUAAUGCAGAUGUUUCAGUGUCCGCUUCCAAACGCUAUUCUGCCCUCGGCCCCCGCUGAUCCACCAUCCAGGGGUGGAAGAUGUCUUCCAAAGAAAUGGAUCAGAUAUCGGAGUCAUCGACAACCUACGAACAUAAGUGGAGGAGCACUCCCAACUGGAGAAUGAGGAGUCUCUUAUUAUAACCGGCCCAGUCGGCUCAUGGAUGGCAGGAUGGGAUGAAUACAUUGGGGGACUUAUGCGGGAGAAUGUCUUGAAUUUGGCACAUGCGCUGGAGCCCGUCUUCAGAGCAGGGCACACUCUACCGACGGCUAAUGGAUGGAUUGGAUCAAUCAAGG